AAAUUAAACCGAGAUUUGAAUAAGCAGCUGAAAACGCGAGAGGAGAAUAGAAGAGCGGCUCUUCCAUGGGAAGACCACCCAGCAAUGGCGGCCCUUCCUUCCGCUUCAACCCUGCUGAGGUGGCGGAAAUGGAAGCUAUCUUGCAAGCACAUAAUAAUACUGCUGUACCGUCACGUGAAAUUCUACUUGCUCUUGCUGAGAAGUUCAGCAAUUCACCUGAAAGAUCUGGGAAAGUAGUUGUUCAAAUGAAACAGGUGUGGAAUUGGUUCCAAAACAGGAGAUAUGCUCUUAGAGCCAAAGCAACUAAGGUUCCAGCAAAGGUGGGUCCAUCACCUGUGCCUCGUGAUGAUUUGGCUGCUGCCAGAAAUGUACCUCAAGCCCCUCAACAUAUUUCUGUUCCUCCUGCUAUUGUCAGGAAUGUGCCCCAAGUUUCACAACCUGUAUCUGCUCCUUCAGUUCAAAGUGCUGGCAAAAAUGGUUCAGAUAACUCACAGAUGGAGUUUGAAGCGAAAUCUGCAAGAGAUGGUGCUUGGUAUGAUGUGGCAACCUUCAUAUCACAUAGAUCGGUGGAGACUAGUGAUCCGGAAGUUCUGGUUCGCUUUGCUGGUUUUGGACCGGAGGAGGAUGAGUGGGUCAAUGUUCGCAAACAUGUGAGGCAACGUUCUCUCCCAUGUGAAUCCUCUGAAUGUGUAGCAGUGCUUCCUGGAGAUUUGAUACUCUGCUUUCAGGAAGGUAAAGAACAGGCUCUCUACUUUGAUGCGCAUGUUCUGGAUGCACAACGGCGGAGGCAUGAUGUAAGAGGUUGCCGCUGUCGAUUUCUGGUGCGUUAUGAUCAUGAUCAGACUGAGCAGGAAAUUGUUCCAUUGAGAAAGGUUUGUCGUCGGCCAGAAACUGAUUACAGGUUGCAGCAACUUCAUGCUGAAUCUGCAAAUUGGAACCAAAAUAAAGCAGGGAGCGAACCUCAUACAGGCAACACUUUGAAGGUCUCUCUUCCAGCUGAGGCAACACAGAAGCAGCAUAAGGCAGAGGCUCCAGCUGAAGUAAAAGAACAGCAGCAUAACAAUGAGGGGCGUGCUAAUACUGGACCUGCAGCGACACCCAUUUCUGUUGACAAUUUAUCCACAACAACAGCUGCAGUGUCUCAUGCUCAUGCCAAUAUAACUUCAGCUGCUGUUUUUGCUCCUGUUGCUCAUGUUACUGCUCCUGUUGUCACAACCACUGCUCCAAUUGCUCAGUCCAAUGUUCCAGGGGCCACCAUGUCUGUAGCCAAUAACACAAGUCCAGUUUCUCAUUCCAGUGUAUCUAAGGCCACUGUUUCAACAGACAAAGCUACAGCUCCUGUUACUUAUUCCAAUGUCUCUGGAGCCUCUGUUUCCACCACAACUCCAGUUGCAAAUUCUUCUGUUUCUGGAUCCUCUUCUUCAGGAAUGAGUACCACUGUUCCAGUUGACAAUUCUGAUGACUCUAGAGCCACUAUUUCUACCGCAGCUCCAGUUGCAACUUCCCAUGUCUCUGGAGCCACUUCUUCUGUAGUGACUACCACAACUCUGAGGGAUAACAGUAAUGUCUUUGGAGCCAAUACCAUGGAUUCAGCUACAAACUCCAAUGACACUGUAGAUGCUAAUCCUGUAACCUCUACCACUUCCCCUAUUGCAGAUUCCAACUUCUCUGGAGCUCCAGGUGUGGCUCCUAUUGGUCAUUCAGGUGUUCUUCCAGAUACUGAGCCUAAAGGCUUACCAGAGAAUGUUUCUGGGGCUUGUGCAAGUAACAGUGUAGAAAAUACAAGCACCCCACAAGCUACUAUUGCUGUGACAAGUAGCACAACUGACACUGCCACAACAGGUACGGUUGAAGGGAGCUCUGAUGAAAACACUCUGCAAGGGUAGUUCUGGCAGUUUGUAGUCUUCCAUUUUUUCUUUAACUUAGAGCUGUCAAUCUCCGGCCUUGUGUUUGGGGGCUAUUUCACCAUGCAAGUUCUUCUAGGUGGAUUAGAAGGUGUUAAAAAUUUGUUGUAGUAGUAUGAUUUUUGAGGAGAUAGGAUUGGGGCAGAAGUUGUUCAAACAUACUGCUGCUGAGGACUGCUUCAGGAGAAAGGCAAACUUGCCUUGAACACAAAGUAGAGGUUACAUUGUUUUAGUUGUACCCUGGAUGAGAAUGAGGAAAAUAGCUCUUUAGUUUUUUUUUUUUUU
Molecule: messenger RNA, 2189 nt
Organism: Coffea eugenioides
Lineage: Eukaryota; Viridiplantae; Streptophyta; Magnoliopsida; Gentianales; Rubiaceae
Product: protein SAWADEE HOMEODOMAIN HOMOLOG 2-like
Exons: 10
Coding region: 66-1886 (606 amino acids)
Molecular function (GO): chromatin binding; DNA binding
Source: RefSeq, a predicted model, not a curated record